UAAUAUGUAUAAAAGCAGCCUGACUAGUUGAGCUCCAAAGCCAUUUUAGAAGUUGCAGCAGAGGAAAUCUCCUGUGGUGUCCUGUCAGAACACUAUUGCUACAGUCUUCAGUUUAGUUCUUAAAAACUAAGCCAUGGAAUUUGGAGACCUCAUUAAAUACUUUCGUCCUGGGUACACACACUGGGCAUUGUACACCGGGAAGAAUAAAUCGGGACAAGAUACAGUUGUCGAGUUUACAGGUGAAAGUGGAUCAAACAGUAAAGCAGGAGCCACUGUGAGGGAAGGUCUGCUCCAGCCUGGUGGCGAAGUCGACAAUCGCUUGGAUUCGAAAUUCACACCAAAAUCUGAAGCAGAGAUGAGAGCAACUAUGAAAGAGAUUUUGAGUAAAGGCGCCGGACCAUAUGGAUUACUCAGCAACAACUGUGAGCACCUAGUCACAAGUAUUCGCUACGGGACUCCCAAAUCACUACAGGCAGAAAAUUUUAUCAGUUCGAAUGUCAAGUUACAUGCAAACGUUACCAACGAAAUUGCAGGCACAUUCGGUGCACCUUUCUAUCCACCACCACCAAACUGAAAAUUUCAAUCAGUUCUUUAAUCUGCAUUCCACUGCACUCACAUGUUAUUUUAUUUGUAGUGAAUGUUUUUUAUUCAAUCAUAUUAAAGUUGAUUUGGCUGCACUGUGUAAUAUGCACUGUGAAAAUAUCUUCAAUUUAACAAGAAAUAUGUUUUAGAAACAUAUUUAAACUUUUAUUUUCUUACUUUUAGAACAGGUUUUUUAUAUCACAUUGAGAGGUGUUUUUGUGACCCGCAAACAAUGUUCGCCAAAAUAAAAAUAUAAUUUCUGAAACACAUAGACAGAAAUGAAGUGGCACACUUCCAACAAUGCAAAAAACAUCCACAAUGCAAAAUGGUUUACUCGCACACACAGGAAUACAUUUGUGAGACUAAAACAAACACCUCUCUUAUAAUUUGUCAAAUAAAAUAAUCCAAAAUGCAGAACCACCACAAAAAUAAAUUGAUGACACUGAAAACAAUGUGAACAUGCACAAAAACACAAAUAAAUUUGGCUUAUAAACAAGACUGUAUGAGAUGACAUGUUCAUGUCGUGUAUUUGUACUCAUUAUGUAAUAAAACUGUUCAUUUCUGGUCA
Molecule: messenger RNA, 1150 nt
Organism: Triplophysa rosa
Lineage: Eukaryota; Metazoa; Chordata; Actinopteri; Cypriniformes; Nemacheilidae
Product: phospholipase A and acyltransferase 1-like
Exons: 4
Coding region: 134-574 (146 amino acids)
Biological process (GO): N-acylphosphatidylethanolamine metabolic process
Cellular component (GO): cytoplasm
Molecular function (GO): glycerophospholipid phospholipase A1 activity; A2-type glycerophospholipase activity
Source: RefSeq, a predicted model, not a curated record